This is a messenger RNA of Cheilinus undulatus (humphead wrasse), 1133 nucleotides long. RefSeq lists its product as uncharacterized. The record is from RefSeq and is a predicted model, not a curated record. The transcript has 4 exons. Gene Ontology annotation, molecular function: tumor necrosis factor receptor binding. Bases 63 to 767 code for a protein of 234 amino acids. NCBI's taxonomy places the organism in Eukaryota, Metazoa, Chordata, Actinopteri, Labriformes, Labridae. Gene Ontology annotation, biological process: immune response. Gene Ontology annotation, cellular component: membrane.
CAGAAGCCAGUGCUAAACAGCUUUUUCACAAGCGCUCUUUGACAGCGAGCAGGCGUGCAGACAUGGGACAGAAGCAGAUGAGAUAUCCUCUCCCGGAAGAGGCAGCCUGCAGGGGCGUAGACAUGGGCCAGGACGAGUCUGUGCUCAUUCUCCUUCGACACUGCAGGGACAUGAAACGGCAGGAGACUCGGCUCAGGCUCGUCACGCUGCUGCUGCUGCUCGGCUGUGCGGCACUUUUCUUUUUCAUCCUGCUUCGGGAAAACUCUGGAUCCAGCGGACGAGGGAGCAUCGACGAGCCACGACGAGCCAAGCAAGAGGCAACAUCCCCUCAAGCUGGUGUUCAAACAAACCCUGACAGACUGCGCAUUGACCUCACCUCCCAGAAUGUUCCAAACGAGACCUGUCCUCUGUUCCUGAAAUGGGAGCCUCUGUUUGGGGACAGACACUACAGCGAAGAAAAGCGAGCCAUCAGGAUCCCGGUGAACGGCUUCUAUUUCUUCUACCUGAAAGUGUUUUUCUGCUGCAAGCUGAGCAAGACCAAAGAAUAUGACACAUUAAGUGUGAAGCUGCUCAAGUGGAAUCCACAGCAUGAAAAAUCAAAACCCCUCACCAGUGAAAUGGAAAGUGCACCGUGCAAAGACGACGUUUUCAGGGUUUUAACUGUGGGGCAGCUUUUUUAUUUGAAUCAAGAAGAUCACGUGAGAGUGGAGGUUCAAGAGGGAGAAUCAAUGAUCAUUAAAUCAUCAUUCGGAGCUUUUUACACAUAGAGAGGAAGGCUGCAGGAGAAUAUGCAUUUCCAGUGCAUAUCAGAAUUCUCUCUUUUAUUUUAUUAUAGUUUACUUACUUCCAUCCAGUCCCCUUAUUUGUGGAAGUUCUUCCUGUGAGGGUCGUGUACUGUAAAAGGAGACUUAGCCGCUGUGACUUAUCUAAUUUAACCUCUCUUAAUGCUGAAUAGAAGUAUCAUAGGAAUGUAAAGAACGAUGCUCAUGAUAGUUAACCCUUUCAAGCCUGUUUACAUAUUUUUAUACCUCUAUCUAAUCAAAAUGAUCAUAAAUGACAAAAAAAAGCCUUCUGAAUACAGUCUGAUAAAUUAUAAAAGUGGAUUAUCAGUUACCAAAAACACCUAAUUUAUC